UAUUUGCUUUCAACGCCACUAAUCAUCCGAAGCUCUAGAGGGCACCUGUUUCCGGUGCGACUCUAUGGCGCAAAAGAAGGGCACGAAGCCAAAGAGAGCAUUGGCGGAAGUGCCCGUUCCUCGUGCUUCCGGUUUGACUGGGCUGAAGCAUCAGGAACAAAUCUCUGGAAGUGCGAUGGAUCCACUGAGGGCUCAGCAGUUGGCAGCGGAGCUGGAAGUAGAGAUGAUGGCUGAUAUGUACAACAGAAUGACGAAUGCUUGCCACCGAAAAUGUGUCCCUCCCCAUUACAAAGAGGCUGAGCUUUCCAAGGGGGAGUCUGUAUGCUUGGAUCGUUGUGUCUCCAAGUAUUUGGACAUCCAUGAGCGAAUGGGCAAGAAACUGACAGAGCUCUCGAUGCAGGAUGAGGAGCUGAUGAAGAGGAUGCAGCAAGGGGCUGGGCCAGCCUAAAGCGCCACCUUUUGAUAAUUGUGGACAGUCUCUCCUAUCACCCUUUCCAGUACACACUCAGUGCCUGCCUACCCUUGGUGUGGAUCCUUCCCUUUUGCCAAUAAAACAUAGAUGUUAUAUUA
Anolis carolinensis (green anole) is the source of this 570-nucleotide messenger RNA. It is a transcript of the gene timm10, whose product is annotated as translocase of inner mitochondrial membrane 10. Gene Ontology annotation, biological process: protein insertion into mitochondrial inner membrane. The record is from RefSeq and is a predicted model, not a curated record. The transcript has 3 exons. Gene Ontology annotation, cellular component: mitochondrial inner membrane. Lineage: Eukaryota; Metazoa; Chordata; Lepidosauria; Squamata; Anolidae. Bases 65 to 448 code for a protein of 127 amino acids.